AUGAUUCGUGUCGCCGAGCGUUUCGACACCAUCAACUUUGCAGCGUACCAGCGAUUCCAAGGACGAACCGGGCAGCACACCACUGCUGGACCUACCUACCGCACCAACGGUCCUACUCCCAUGGAGCUCGGUGUAUUCCGCUUCGUCAACCCACCCACCCCAACCUGCCCCAUCUCCAUCUUCCCAUAUCCCCCCUCUCCCUCCUCCUCGCAUAGCUCUCGUGCAGCAGCCAACACCACCCGGCUCUCCCGAAGUGAUCAACACACCUCCUCCUUCUCCACCCCACCCAACCCAGCAGCCACGCCGUCCCAUCAUCCGCCCCACCUCUGA
Closterium sp. Naga37s-1 is the source of this 330-nucleotide messenger RNA. NCBI's taxonomy places the organism in Eukaryota, Viridiplantae, Streptophyta, Zygnematophyceae, Desmidiales, Closteriaceae. The record is from the annotation of a GenBank genome assembly.